Prosopis cineraria is the source of this 2594-nucleotide messenger RNA. RefSeq names its product probable methyltransferase PMT11. Lineage: Eukaryota; Viridiplantae; Streptophyta; Magnoliopsida; Fabales; Fabaceae. Gene Ontology annotation, cellular component: trans-Golgi network; endosome; cytoplasm. The transcript is spliced from 9 exons. The record is from RefSeq and is a predicted model, not a curated record. The coding region runs from base 198 to 2228 and encodes 676 amino acids. Gene Ontology annotation, molecular function: methyltransferase activity.
UCGGCCGCGCCUAUUCACGGCUUCAUCAAAGUCUGCAAUUAGUGAUACAUAAUGCAUUUUCACUCUCAGUCUCCUUCAACCAGCUAAGCUCUCUUCUCUUCCCUUCUCUUUCUUCUCUUCCAUCAUCGUCUUCGACCUAGUGGAGGAGGAGCAGUUCUGGAGAAACGCAACAUAGAUCUUUGCAUUCCAAUCCAAACAUGAAACCCCCUAUCAGUGGCGAUUUGUUCAGAACGCCCUCUUUCCUUAAGAUCGCUGCUUUCUUCUUCGUUACCGCCACUUUCUUUUUCUUGGGUAAGCACUGGUCCCAAGGCUCCCAGCAACUCGUCUUCUUCACCACUGCGAGUCAGCAGCCUACUACGGUUGUUACGUCCCCGAAUUACAACAAAUUCUUCAAUAUCUCUGCCCUCAUUGCUCAGAAUGAGACCCAAUCACAGCCGGAGAAAACCCUAGCAGCGGUGCCCCUCGUCCCACCCCAAGCUCCCCCUCCACCGGCACCACCACCUCCACCGGCUUCGAUUCGGACAUUCGGGAUCCUCAACGAGAAUGGCACAAUGUCUGAUGAAUUCGACGUUGGGGAUUUCGAUCCGGAACUGGUCGAUAAUUGGGUCAAUGAGACUCAAGUUGAGACGCAGGAGAAUUCUGCGUCUGCUCCCCAAUUCACAAUAAAGAAGUUUGGUUUAUGCCCGCGGACCAUGAGUGAGUAUAUACCUUGUUUAGAUAAUAGAGAGGCAAUUCAGAAGCUGAAGUCGACGGAAAGGGGUGAAAGGUUCGAGAGGCAUUGUCCUGAGAAAGAUCGAUCUUUGAAUUGCUUGGUUCCGGCGCCUAAAGGGUAUCGUAGUCCAAUUCCAUGGCCGAGAAGUCGAGAUGAGGUAUGGUACAGUAAUGUUCCACACACUCGUCUCGUGGAGGACAAAGGGGGUCAAAAUUGGAUUUCCAGAGACAAAGAUAAGUUUAAGUUUCCAGGAGGUGGUACACAAUUCAUUCACGGGGCAGAUGAAUACUUGAAUCAUAUUUCUAGGAUUAUUCCUGAAGUCGCAUUUGGUCAGAAUACAAGAGUUGUUCUCGAUGUUGGCUGUGGUGUAGCCAGUUUUGGUGCGUACUUAUUAUCACGAGAUGUACUCACUAUGUCUAUUGCUCCCAAAGACGUUCAUGAGAAUCAGAUCCAAUUUGCUCUUGAGCGCCAUGUACCUGCAAUGGUGGCAGCAUUUGCAACUAGACGUUUAUUAUAUCCCAGUCAAGCUUUUGACUUGAUACAUUGUUCUCGCUGUAGAAUCAAUUGGACUCGAGAUGAUGGGAUGUGGCUACUUGAAGUUAAUAGGAUGUUAAGGGCAGGAGGGUACUUUGUCUGGGCAGCCCAGCCAGUUUACAAGCAUGAGGAAAUUUUGGAAGAACAAUGGGAAGAGAUGCUCAAUCUUACAACUCGUCUCUGCUGGAAGUUUUUGAAAAAAGAUGGAUAUAUUGCGGUAUGGCAGAAACCUUCUGACAACACUUGCUAUCUAACCCGUGAGACAGGAACUAGUCCUCCACUAUGUGAUCCAAGUGAUGACCCAGACAAUGUUUGGUAUGUUAAUCUUAAAGCAUGCAUCUCUCGAUUGCCUGAAAAUGGAUAUGAAGCAAAUGUUACAAGGUGGCCUGCACGCUUGCAAGCUCCACCUAGUAGGCUUCAAAGUAUAAAAUUUGAUGCCUUCAUAUCCAGAAAAGAGCUUUUUCUGGCAGAGACAAAAUACUGGAAUGAUAUAAUAGGAGGCUAUGUUCGUGCAUUACACUGGAAGAAGAUGAGAUUAAGAAAUGUGAUGGACAUGAAAGCUGGUUUUGGAGGAUUUGCAGCUGCGUUAAUUGAUCAGAAUUUUGACAGCUGGGUUAUGAAUGUCGUCCCUGUUAGUGGCCCAAACACCUUGCCUGUAAUAUAUGACCGUGGGUUGAUUGGAGUUAUGCAUGACUGGUGUGAACCAUUUGACACGUAUCCCAGAACCUAUGAUUUACUGCAUGCAGCAAACCUGCUUUCUAUUGAGAGAAAAAGAUGCAAUAUUUCAUCAAUUAUGCUUGAGAUGGAUCGGAUCCUGAGACCUGGAGGGCGGGUAUAUAUCCGUGAUUCCCUGGCCAUCAUGGAUGAACUUCAAGAGAUUGCUAAGGCAAUAGGCUGGCAUGUGACAUUGCGAGAUACAGCCGAGGGACCUCAUGCAAGUUAUAGGGUCUUGGUUGGUGAUAAGCGCUUGCUUUGGGCUUGAAUCCGUGAUGUGUAUGAAACAUACUGGUUUUUUCCUUUGAUCUUUGCAAUGGGAACGAUCUGCAGAACCACACUCAUUUGAGAAGCACGGAAACAUUGCUGCAAGUAGUCUCUUCUCUUCCUUACAAGCUUCUGGGAGUGAAAGUAUGCCAGGAGCAUUUCUUUAUUUGACACUCGACGUCUGAUACCAAUAUAGCUGGAUAGAUUAGAAUGCAUCAUCUAACUUAAUUGUAAAAUUCAACUUGUUUUUUUGUGCAGAGGUUUCACAUUAGCAUUUGUUAUUUUGUUUGUUGAUGUUAUUGCAAACAUUGCAAUUCCUCAUGUAUUCUCUCCCCAAUUUUUCAAUGUCAGGUUACGUGUUUCUGAA